AUGUCCUACGCAGACGUCGCCGCAAAGGGCCCGAAGCAGUCCAAUGAAGAGGUCAGUCUACCUGAUGCUACCGUUUCACAGCAUUUCUGCUAACAUCUUCACAGAAGUAUGUGUCUUCCCAUUCACGCGAUUCAACCCCUCAACACCCUAGCAACAGCUUCCUAACGUAGACCGACCAGGGUCCCUCCUCAUGUCCCUGAGAUAAUGCACGAGGACAGCGGCGUCCAUUCCCUUGAAUCUCUCGAAAGCCAGAACGACCAUGUCCAGUCUCUCCCCUCUAUCGCCUCCUAUGCCGACCAACAGCUCGCCGAAGAGCGCGCAGAAGAAGCUCGACGCGAGGGCAAGAAGGCUGCCGAUGAGAUUUCGAAAGAGGCCAAGGAUUUCAUGCAGCACGCAGAGGAAGACGCGAAACGGUUAGAGAAAGACGCUUCCGGCAAGGCCCAAAGCUACGGUAAGGCUGCCGAGAAGAAGUUCGAACAGUUCAAGGGCGAGGCCAAGGAGGUGAAGGAUCAGGCUGGAAAGACGCUCCGUAACGAUGCUGAGGCUGCCAAGAAGAACGCAAAGAAAGCAGAGGAGUGGGGCGAGAAGAACAAGAACAACCCGGUGGUCAUUGGCAACGCUGUGGUGAUCGCAGCUCUUGGCGCUCUGCUAGGAAGCGGCGCGUACAAGAUGCACAAGACCAACACCCUGACAUGGAAUGUCGUUGGUGCCUGGGCUGGUGCCGUUGGUCUCUUUGCUGUCGGUGACUAUUACGUGUCACAGUAAGUGCAUCCGGAUCAGUCAUUGGAGAAGCAGUUCUGACAGUCCCAGAUACUUCUUCAAGAAGUACCCACCGAAGAACUAA
Messenger RNA from Lecanosticta acicola, 844 nucleotides. NCBI's taxonomy places the organism in Eukaryota, Fungi, Ascomycota, Dothideomycetes, Mycosphaerellales, Mycosphaerellaceae. The record is from the annotation of a GenBank genome assembly.